Messenger RNA from Magnolia sinica, 1644 nucleotides. Its product is annotated as protein rough sheath 2 homolog. Lineage: Eukaryota; Viridiplantae; Streptophyta; Magnoliopsida; Magnoliales; Magnoliaceae. Bases 170 to 1360 code for a protein of 396 amino acids. The transcript has a single exon. The record is from RefSeq and is a predicted model, not a curated record.
AUCCCCCCAAACCCCACAAAACCCAAAACCCUGAAAAAAAGGAAAAAAAAAAAAAAACUCAUAAAGAAAAAAAGAAAAAAGAAGAAAAGAAAAAAGAAAAAGAAAGCCAUGAAGCCUUAGAUGGCCAAGGAAUGUUUCCAUCAACAUCACCAAUGGUGGAUGCAUCGCCAUGAAAGAGAGGCAACGGUGGCAACCUGAAGAAGACGCUCUCUUAAAAGCCUACGUCAAGCAAUAUGGCCCCAAAGAAUGGAACCUUGUUUCACAACGAAUGUCCAAACCAUUAGACCGAGACGCAAAAUCCUGCCUCGAAAGAUGGAAGAACUACCUCAAACCAGGCAUCAAGAAAGGCUCUUUAACCCAAGAAGAACAAUCCCUCGUCAUCUCUCUCCAAGCUAAGUACGGUAACAAGUGGAAGAAAAUAGCCUCUGAAGUCCCUGGCCGCACCGCCAAGCGUCUUGGCAAGUGGUGGGAAGUCUUCAAAGAGAAACAGCUCAAGCAAUCCCUCCAAUCCAAACGCCAUUCUCAUUUCUCUCCUUCUCCCUCUUCCACACCUGUCUCUACCCCAACACCACCUCCUCUCUCUUCUUCCUCCACCACUCCUUCCAUCACUACCACCACUCCAGAUCAAUCCUCCACCGUUCAUAGCCAGUACGAUCACAUUCUCGAGACCUUUGCAGAGAAAUACGUCCAACCCAAGCUCAAGAUGCUGAUACCCACGAAUUUAGCUCCGGCCCCACCUACUCUCUGCUUGGGGAGUAGUAACAAACCAACGAUCGGGAUUGACCCAUCUCCUAUUUCGAUGCCGCCACCAACGUCUCUCCCUGCAUGGCUAUCAUCAGCUUCAUCGUCUGCUACGAAUUCCACCUCCUGCUGCUCGUCUCCAUCGGUUAAUCUUUCACUUUCACCUACCGAACCGGGGCCUGAGCCAAAUACGGCUGCGGCUCAGCACCUGCACCACCGCCAGCAUAUGAAUUUCUUGCCAGUGCAGCAAAUGGUGCAGUUCUGCAAAGAGCUGGAGGAGGUGAGGAUGAGCUGGGUGCAGCAGAAGAAGGAAGCGACGUGGAGGUUGAGUAGGCUAGAGCAGCAGCUGGAGUCGGAGAAGGCGAGGAAGAGAAGGGAGAAGAUGGAAGAGGUGGAAGCGAAUAUACGGGCGCUGAGGGAGGAGGAGAGAGCUUACAUGGAGAGGAUUGAGACUGAUUGCCGUGAGCAGCUGAGCUCGAUACAGAGAGAUGCUGAGGCAAAGGAAGCGAAGAUGGUCGAUGCAUGGGCUUCCAAGCAUGUGAGGCUGGCAAAGCUGGUGGAGCAGUUGGGGUUGCAGCAGCAGCACCUCCAUUUCAAUGUGGGGAAGGAGCUGCACUGAUGAUGAAUGGAUGAAUGGACGGUUAGAUAAGGGUUUUCACUUCUCUUUUUGUUUCUGUUUUGAGGUCUUUUGAUGAUGGUUUUAGAAUAAUUUACUACUAGAAUGCAGUUUAGAUGUUGGGUUUUGUUGUUGAUUUGGUGGGCCACACCAUGCAUCCAAGAUCGAUUGAAAUUCACUAUGAUUGAAACAUCUUAGCCGUCUGAUGGAAUGGUGGAUAUAUAUAUUUAUUUUGUAGAGAAGCUUAUCCUUUUUACCUUAUCCAUUUAGACACUGGUUUUCAGAUA